GACGUCAAUAAGUAUUACAUGUUUGACAAUAACAGUGUAUUUAUUAUAAUAAUGUUUGCAUUCAAUUGAAUAUUGAAUUGACAUUUGAAAAGACGAUUCAAUAUUGAAUGCAAUGAAUGUAACCGCAGAUGACUUUUAUGAAGACAUUUUAUUUGUCAUUUUCAGACAUUUAUCUGUCGAUGAUUUGUACAGUUGUGUCAAAGUGUGUGUCAAAUGGCGACUCGUGUCCUCUCAACUGUUGGCCUCACAAACAACACUUAGUUUACAUAAUAAUAAUAUCUAUUACUAUAGUGAAGAAGAUUUGGACCAAAAAUGUGAUAAUCAGAAGCAUUUGGCGGUCGUGUCAUCGGUGGGCAAAUUGAUGGACACUAAACAAAAUUUAUUAACUCAUUAUAUAAGACCUCAAUUCAAUUUUGUCGACAAAUAUUUUAUGUCAUUUUUAGUCAAUUAUUGUCCAAACAUACGAUCACUUGAUAUAACUUCUUAUUCGACGAAUCCCUUUCAGGUCAACCAUAUUAUAGCUAACUGUCCUCUUCUCGAAUGUUUUUAUGUUGCAUCACAUGAGAGAACUUGGAGUAGAUUUUUGUGUCCAGAAGUUUGCCGUUUGAAGCACUUUAACUUAGUCUUAGACACGGGUACACCAGUCUAUGGCUUCAAUCAAACUAUAACUUAUAUGAAUGCAGAAAAUCCACGAAUUGAAGAAUUAAUUAUUAUGAGACCAGAUAUUAAUGACAUUAAUAUGAAUAUUCUUAACCAAUAUAUCCGAUCAGUUGGUUCUCAUUUGAAAAAAUUUCAUUUCAUUCCCGAAUCGAAGUUAUCUCAAGAGGAAUGUCUCGAAUUGAUGAACGAGUUGACCACAAAUGAGACCAAAACUUCAGGAAUUAUAAACUUAAAUCUCAAUUGUUUUGUAUUCAACGGCUUUUUUACUGAACUAAAUCAUAAGUUUUCAUCCAUUGAGAAGUUGUUUCUUCAUUUUGAUGAUCAAAGCGAACAAAACGAUUCACUGAAUAACUUAAAGAAUUUGAAAGAAAUUCAUUUGGAUUUUAAUUCAGAGGUCAAUGCGUUUGCUUUUGACGGAUCAAAUUCAGACAGUAAUCUACAGUUGAGUUUAUUUAUGCCUAAAAUACCGACAACUAUACAGAAGUUAACCCUUUAUGACGCCUCCAUUUCAUUGUCCAUUUUGACACAAAUCCCAGAAUUUAUACCAAAUUUGUUAAAAUUAAAUCUAACGUAUGUUUUCAUUGACAAUGAUUGUCAACUGAACUUUUGGCAGAUUAUAGCUAAUUAUAAGAGACUGUCAUCUUUGGCAUUAAAUACUACAAACAUCAGCGAUGAAGGAAUUGAUAAUUUAAUGGCAAGUGAUUCGUUGUCAACGUUGGAAUUAAUCAAAUACUCCGGACCUAAUGCUGGCAACAAAUUGAUUAAUACACCAAAAGUGUUACAAUUAUUUAAACAAUUGGCUACUUUGAGGAUUGAUAAAUGGUUUCACUUACGACUGGAUUGGGAUGAGUUUGAAGUGACAAAUGAUGUCAAAUCAUCUGUUCCGCGAAAUGUAAAGAUUAUUAAUAUUGGAUAUAAAAAGAAUAAUGAUAAUUAUACACCAUUUUGUUAGUUU
Molecule: messenger RNA, 1615 nt
Organism: Oppia nitens
Lineage: Eukaryota; Metazoa; Arthropoda; Arachnida; Sarcoptiformes; Oppiidae
Exons: 3
Coding region: 113-1612 (499 amino acids)
Molecular function (GO): protein binding
Source: RefSeq, a predicted model, not a curated record